GCUGAAUGUCAGUGCGGGGCUGUGGGCCGGGGAGGAAGGUGGUUGGAGGUCCCGCCGCCACCGCCUCCGCCGCUGCCUCUUCCACUUGUGCUGCCGCCGCGGGCACUCGGCCGCUCGGCCGGUCGAGCAUGAGACCGUGAGGAGAGCGACGGGCCGGGGCCGCCGACAUGUUUGGCCGCUCGCGGAGCUGGGUGGGCGGGGGCCACGGCAAGUCCUCCCGCAACAUCCACUCCUUGGACCACCUCAAGUAUCUGUACCAUGUUUUGACUAAGAACACCACCGUCACAGAGCAGAACCGGAACCUGCUGGUGGAGACCAUCCGUUCUAUCACCGAGAUCCUGAUCUGGGGAGACCAGAAUGACAGCUCUGUAUUUGACUUCUUCCUGGAGAAGAACAUGUUUGUUUUCUUCUUGAACAUCCUGAGGCAGAAAUCGGGCCGCUAUGUGUGCGUUCAGCUGCUGCAGACUUUGAACAUCCUCUUUGAGAAUAUCAGUCACGAGACUUCACUUUAUUACCUGCUGUCCAAUAACUAUGUGAAUUCCAUCAUCGUCCACAAGUUCGACUUUUCUGACGAGGAGAUCAUGGCAUAUUACAUAUCGUUCCUGAAAACACUUUCGCUCAAGCUCAACAACCACACUGUCCACUUCUUUUACAAUGAGCAUACCAAUGACUUUGCCCUGUACACAGAAGCCAUCAAGUUUUUCAAUCAUCCCGAAAGCAUGGUUCGAAUUGCUGUGAGGACCAUCACCCUGAAUGUCUACAAAGUGGACAACCAGGCCAUGCUGCACUACAUCAGGGACAAGACUGCCGUCCCCUACUUCUCCAACCUGGUCUGGUUCAUCGGGAGCCACGUGAUCGAGCUCGACACCUGCGUGCAGACUGAUGAGGAGCACAGGAACCGGGGCAAGCUGAGCGACCUGGUGGCCGAGCACCUGGACCACCUGCACUAUCUCAAUGACAUACUGAUCAUCAACUGUGAGUUCCUCAAUGACGUGCUCAGCGACCACCUGCUCAACAGGCUCUUCCUGCCCCUGUAUGUGUCCUCCCUGGAGAGCCCCGACAAGGGAGGAGAACGACCGAAAAUCAGCCUGCCUGUGUCUCUCUAUCUCCUGUCACAGGUCUUCCUGAUCAUACAUCACGCACCGCUGGUGAACUCCUUAGCUGAGGUCAUUCUGAAUGGCGAGCUGUCUGAGGUGUAUGCCAAGACUGAGCAUGACGUUCAGAGGAAUUCUGCCAAGCCCAGCAUUCGGUGCUUCAUUAAACCCACUGAGUCCCUGGAGCGGUCCCUUGAGAUGAACAAGCACAAGGGCAAGAGGCGGGUGCAAAAGAGACCCAACUACAAAAACGUUGGGGAGGAGGAGGACGAGGAGAAGGGGGCUGCCGAGGACGCCCAGGAAGACGCCGAGAAGGCUAAAGGUACAGAGGGUGGUUCCAAAGGCGCGAAGACGAGUGGGGAGAACGAAGAGAUCGAGAUGGUGAUCAUGGAGCGCAAGCUCUCGGAGCUGGCCGCCAGCCCCUCCCUGCAGGAGCAGAACACCACCGACGAGGAGAAGAGCGCUGCGGCCACGUGCUCUGCGGGUGUGCAGUGGAGCAGACCCUUCCUGGACAUGGUGUUCCACGCCCUGGACAGCCCCGACGACGACUACCAUGCCCUCUUCGUGCUCUGCCUCCUGUACGCCAUGUCCCAUAACAAAGGCAUAGAUCCUGAAAAACUAGAGCGAAUCCAGCUGCCGGUGCCAAAUGAAGCUGAAAAGACCACCUAUAACCACCUGCUGACCGAAAGACUCAUCAGGAUCAUGAACAAUGCUGCCCAGCCAGAUGGGAAGAUCCGGCUGGCGACCCUGGAGCUGAGCUGCCUGCUCCUGAAGCAGCAGGUCCUGGCUGCCUCGGGCUGCAUCAUGAAGGACGUGCACCUGGCCUGCCUGCAGGGUGCAAGAGAAGAGAGUGUCCACCUCGCAAGACAUUUUUACAAGGGAGAAGACAUUUUUUUGGACAUGUUUGAAGAUGAGUAUAGAAGCAUGACGAUGAAGCCCAUGAAUGUGGAGUAUCUCAUGAUGGAUGCCUCCAUCCUGCUGCCCCCGACAGGCACGCCGCUGACAGGCAUUGACUUUGUGAAGCGACUGCCGUGUGGUGACGUGGAGAAGACCAGGAGGGCCAUCCGGGUGUUCUUCACGCUGCGCUCCCUGUCGCUGCAGCUGCGAGGGGAGCCGGAGACCCAGCUGCCGCUGACCCGGGAGGAGGACCUGAUCAAGACCGACGACGUCCUGGACCUGAAUAACAGUGACUUGAUCGCGUGCACAGUGAUCACCAAGGACGGUGGCAUGGUCCAGCGAUUCCUGGCUGUCGACAUUUACCAGAUGAGUUUGGUGGAGCCUGAUGUGUCCCGGCUUGGCUGGGGAGUGGUCAAGUUCGCAGGCCUUCUGCAGGACAUGCAGGUGACUGGCGAGUACGACGACAGCCGCGCCCUGAACAUCACCAUCCACAAGCCCACCUCCAGCCCCCACUCCAAGCCCUUCCCCAUCCUCCAGGCCACCUUUGUCUUCUCGGACCACAUCCGCUGCAUCAUCGCCAAGCAGCGCCUGGCCGUGGGGCGCAUCCAGGCCAGGCGCAUGAAGAUGCAGAGGAUAGCGGCCCUCCUGGACCUCCCGAUCCAGCCACGAACCGAAGUCCUGGGGUUUGGACUUGGCUCCUCCUCCUCCACCCAGCACCUGCCUUUCCGCUUCUAUGAGCAGUGUCGCAGGGGCAGCAGCGACCCCACCGUGCAGCGCUCUGUGUUUGCAUCUGUGGACAAGGUGCCGGGCUUCGCCGUGGCCCAGUGCAUAAACCAGCACAGCUCGCCAUCCCUGUCAUCGCCGUCACCACCAUCUGCCAGCGGGAGCCCCAGCGGCAGCGGGAACACCAGCCACGGUGACUCGGGGGGCUCAUCCUCCACCCCCUCCGCAGCCCAGAGCCCAGCAGAUGUCCCCACCACUCCAGAGCAGCCUCCGCCUCCGCCUCACCUUCCCGACCAGCUGGUGACCGGCAGGGAAGCAGAAGCAGACGCCAGGCCCAGCAGGAGCCUGGCCCGGGGCCCAGAGCUGGAGACCGCACACCUGUCCCCCAGCCUGCUGCCCGCCCAGCAGCCCACCAUCUCCCUGCUCUACGAGGACACUGCUGACGCACUGAGCGUCGAGGCCCCGACUUUGGUCCCACCUGUUGACCCCCACAGCCUCCGUGCCCUUACUGGCAUGCCCCAGCCUCCCACGCCAGCCACCACGGGCACCGAGAGCCCCGACGAGGAGGCUGCGUGGGCAGAGCCCGCGGGCCCCGCCGAGCACUGAGUGGGCGCCCGGGGCCUCCCCUGUGCGUGCGGCCCGCUGGUAGGGACCCCAGUGCAGUGACGGCCAGACCUCGGGAGCACCCACAGUUCUGCGCGCCCCGGUACCGCUCUGCCCCCACCCCAAGACUACUGCACUCCACCUGCCGCCGCCCUCACUCGGACCUCCACGGAGACCCGUGCACACAGAGCAUGAGGCCACCUCAGAGAGGCAGGAGGCGUAGUGGGCCCGGGCAGGAGCCACCAGCACCCUCUCCCUCGGUGGCUCCUCUGUCGCCCUCCCUGCCGUGCACAGAAGAACCAGACAGGGUCACUGUGGGUACAAGUUUGUAGCAGAGCGAACUCAGAUUCUCCUUCGGCUACUUAUUCCUGCGUUUGGCAGCAGAUGAAAAACAUUUACUUAAAAGGCAUCUCUCUGGGGAAAAAGGUCCAAAAACAUCCACGACUCCAAGGCCGGGUGUCCCGUACCAGGGUAAGGGUGGUGUUUAGGUGGUUUGUCUCCCUCAGUUUCUCCGUGUUCGGUUGUAGACUCUUAGUGUCGCUGACUCCGUUUUCUUAAUGAUCCUUAUUUCUCUCUUACCGACUCUGCAAGCCUUGGAAUGGUAAAGUACCUACCUGAAAAGUUUAGUUUAUUUCUAAAUAAAACCGAGGGAGUUUCGUGGA
Molecule: messenger RNA, 3979 nt
Organism: Marmota flaviventris (yellow-bellied marmot)
Lineage: Eukaryota; Metazoa; Chordata; Mammalia; Rodentia; Sciuridae
Gene: Clec16a
Product: C-type lectin domain containing 16A
Biological process (GO): vacuolar transport; endosomal transport; regulation of autophagosome maturation
Cellular component (GO): late endosome; Golgi apparatus
Source: RefSeq, a predicted model, not a curated record